AUGAAGAAGCCCAGGAAAAGCAAGAGGCUCAACAAGAAAAAGGAAAAGGGCCAGAAAUUUCGACUGUCAGCAACCUCAGGCCACCUCAUUCCACUACAAACCAUUCGACAGCGAAUCAAAGGCAUAUGGCAGUCGUUGACAUGGCCGAUUUGCGUCAAGAUUUUGAAAGCUAAUAUUGCAGUAACCAUUGCGCUUGCACUUUUAUUGAUCGAUCCUAUCAGAAAUGUGUCAUCGACUGGUGGCAUCUUGGCUUCUGUCGCUGUAGAAUUUGUGCAUCCUGCGAAAUCGUAUGGGUUUCUAGCUGAAGACAUUCUGCUAGGCACUGCCAUGUGCUGUAUGUCUGGAUCGUGGGCUAUAUUAGGUACUUAUCUGGCAUCGCUUGUCAGAGAUCCUAAUGAUCCCACCAUGGCUCAGCCUGAGGUGUGUGCUAUCUUGUCCUGCUUUUUGGUAGUGGGAUGCUUCUUCCUCAGCAUGUUUCGAGUCAAAGUGGAGCAAGCCAAUGUGGGUGGCAUGCUGUCGGCUUCCAUCAUGGUGAUUAGUCUCACUUCGGCUGUAACACAUAGAGAAUUCACAGCUACGACAACGCUUCAAGUGCUGGUGCCUACCCUUGUCGGAUUCAUGCUCAUCUUCACUAUAUUUCUCGUAAUAUUUCCUGAAAACAGCACACGAGUGUUUGUGCAAGAUCUCAUCAAAGUGUUCGAGUCAUUUGACGGUAUUCUGCAGCGCCAAGUCAAUGCGUUUAUUCGAGUCAAUCCUAGACCUAGUAUGUCGUUGGAUCAGACCGAAUCACUAGCAACAAUCCAUCAGACCGUGGAUGCUUUGAUUACAAACCUUAUUCAGAAAAAGCGCAUGGUGAGGAGAGAGCCCUCAUUCAAUGCUAUUGCGCCGACUGAUGUCAGUGAGAUGACUUCGCUUAUCAAGAAGCUUCGAGUACCUAUACAGGGUCUCGGCCUUAGCAGGGCAAUGGAAGAAAACAUGCGCAAGGCAGAGAAGAGUUUAUUUCAAGCUGUUCCACUAGAGAUGAUGGAUACUUCCAGGAAUCAAGAGGGCGGCGAGCAAGAACAAGAUCCUCUGGCUACAGACGAUGAGGCACAGCAGCAGGAUAACGCCAAUUUGCCACCGCCUUUCGCUCGGCCUCGCAGCUAUUACGGCGGCACAGACGACGAAGAAGACGGGAGUUCCAACGAUGAUGCAGCAGUGACCACAGACGACGAUGCAUCGACCUACUCAGUCUCACAGACGCCCUCUACAGCCAAUACAUCAUCGACCUCAUUCGUGAGUGACAAUACGACAUCACCACGCCGAAGAAAAGUACGAUGGGAUGACCAUAUGAAAGUGAUGAGCUACUGGAGACAAGAUUACGAUGAUGUUCUGAACAUUGUAAAACCAACCUAUCUGGAAUUAACAGAUGCAUGCUCAUUAGCAGUGCAAGAGUCGGUUAAACGAUUACGUCGGUUGCAAAACUUGGAUCCGCGAUAUCAAGAUAGGCCCUUCUUUUACGAAUGGUAUUAUAAAUGGAAGGUAGGCUCCAAGCAAGCAGCGGAAGAAGCAUUAGCGAAUGAAUACAACCGCUUGCAUGAUCCCUCAGUGCCGCUUUUUGAAGCAAUGGCAAGAUUUCACCAGCAUCGACUCGUAGGCUUAGAGCGACUGUACACCAAAUCAGGCGUGCCUAGACGCAUUCUGUUUCUGCUGCUGACGUUUCAGUUUAAUUUGCAUUCGUAUGCAGAACACAUAUAUACCCUCACUUCACUCAUAUAUGAACUGGAUCAGACCCGAACCAAACGCCGAUUCUGGAUGCCUCAUAUUUCGCUCAGAAAGUGGUUCUUUCAAGAACGCUCUGUGGAUGGUGCACUUGACUCACCCAAUACCAUGGCAGACACUAUCAGCCCAACAUCGCUGCAACGGAGCAUGUCGAGAAGAGCUACUAUGAUUGCUGCCGCAGCAGCAACGAGUCCUACAACUGCUGUGGAUUUGGAGGCACAAAAAGUGUUAUACAGACUAGACACUCCCCAUCGCGGCCAAGUACACUCUCCAUCAGAGCAUCACGAACGGCAUCCGUACGAUUCUGCAGAAAAAAGAGCCUCCUCUCAGAACAUCAAUCCUUGGCGUCAGAAUACGCUGGAUCCACUCGAGUACCACGACCCUGAUGUUGCCUAUCCCACCACAUCCACACAGCGCUUCUUUUACUCGGUCUACAUGUUCUGCGUCAAGUACCUCUACACAGCGGAUGCCGCCUUCUCGUUUCGAGCUGCUAUCGUGGUAGCAUUUCUAUCGUUGCCUGGGUUUUUAGAGGACUCGGUAAUGUGGUAUAACGAAGUGCGCGGGCAAUGGGCCGUUGUCGUUGCCUUGAUUUGGAUGGGUCCUUCUGUGGGCAGUAACUUUUUUGGCACCAUGACGCGAACGAUUGGCACGUUUAUUGGCGCCAUUGAAGCCAUGAUUAUAUGGGAGAUCAGCAGAGGCAGUGUGCCUGGCUUGAUCAUCUUGACAUUUAUUUGUAAUCUGCCCUGGUGGAUGAUUUAUAUCCAUGGCAAAUUCUGGAAAGCGACAGGUCUUUUCUCCAUGAUCACAAUAUCACUUAUUGUUGGUUAUACUUAUAGCUACAAACCUAACGGAUAUCCAGUCUCUGUGUUUGUGAUAACAUGGGAGAGAACGGUAGACGUCCUGGUAGGCGUGUUUGCCGCUCUUGUUAUCAGUAUAUUUCCAUUCCCUCGCACUGGUCGGGUUGUGCUUCGACAUCGUAUUUCCACGACACUGUCUGAGCUCGGUGCACUGUAUUCAUCGUUCUUGGCUCUGCUACUCAAGAACAAUGUGGAGGAUAUGAAUGUGGUGGAAGCCAACAAAAAGAUGUUUCAAUCAGUAGCAGGAUCCAUCCGUAGACAGAUCAAGGGCGAGCGAGUGCUACUAGAGCAAAGUCGAUUUGAACCUGCUCUGCGUGGCAUAUUUCCAGAGAACAAAUACCUUCAUAUACUGCAGAUUCUGGAUAACAUUCUCAGUCUGAUGCUGGAGAUGGAAUUUGCGUUUGAGAAGAUUCCUUAUACAUGGCGAAUGAUGAUUGUAAAGGACACUUGGAAAGAGAGAAAAGCAAUGAUUGCUUCCUUUUUAACAACGCUGCAUUUAGGCUCUAAUGCACUCACAAGCAAAGCACCGUUACCACCCUACGUAAUACGUCCCACCAAAGCUAGAAGAGAAUUGACAAAUAAGGCGCGCAAAUCACCGGCACUUCGAUAUCAACAUUUGGGCGACCGGGAAUAUACCUAUUUCAGCACGUAUUUAAUGAACUCUGAGCAGCUGGCGGUGGAAUUGGAGUUACUAGUUGCUACUAUCCGUGAUCUUGUUGGACCUGAUAGUGUCAGUGUGUGGCUUAAUUACAAGCAUUAG
Mucor velutinosus is the source of this 3378-nucleotide messenger RNA. RefSeq names its product Sigma-adaptin 3A (gene APS3). The coding region runs from base 1 to 3378 and encodes 1125 amino acids. The transcript has 6 exons. The record is from RefSeq and is a predicted model, not a curated record. Lineage: Eukaryota; Fungi; Mucoromycota; Mucoromycetes; Mucorales; Mucoraceae.